AUGGCUACUUCUUUAUUCCCUCGACGUCCUUCUUCAGACUCCUAUGAUGUCGCCAUCAUAGGCGGCGCAACAAGCGGCUCAGCAAUCGCCUGGUUUCUCGUGUCGAACCCCGAUUUCAACGGCAAAGUUCUCGUUGUCGAGAAAGACCCUUCUCUUGCCUACUCUGCAACUCAAGCCAGCAAUAACUGUAUGCGUCAGCAAUUUGCUACCGAGAUUAAUGUCAAGAUUGCUCAGUAUGCUGCCGAAUUUGUCAAAGACUUCCGCAAGAACCUGAAAUGUGAGGAUGGCGACGGCAUUCCGGAUAUUCCUAUCCGCAACUUCGGUUAUCUGUAUCUCGCGGAUACUCCUGAGUUUGCUGCCGUUCUUGAGGAAGAUCAAAAGCUUCAGGCCGCAUGCGGUGCUGGGACUAAGAUGCUGUCGGCUGAUGAGAUAGCUUCCAAAUACCCUUUCUUUGCUUUGGAUGACAUCAAGGCGGGCAGUCUCAACACUGUUGAUGAGGGUGCAUUUGACGCUCUUGGCAUGGUCCAUAGCCUGCGCAAAAGAGCUCAACAGCUUGGGGUCGACUACAUCAACAAUGAAGUUGUUGGAAUGACUCGUGUCGGCAACAAAGUAACUUCCGUUACUCUCAAGACUGGAGAGAGCAUCAGCGUUGGUAAUAUCGUCAACGCUACAGGAACCAGAGCUGCCGACGUCUCACGCCUUGCUGGCAUACACCUUCCGAUUGAGGCUCGCCGCAGGUACACGUACAUCUUCUCCGUCGACGACCCUCUGUCUCAAGAUCUUCCGCUUACCAUUGAUCCUACUGGUGUCCACAUGCGAUCAUAUGGAAAGAAAGACUACCUCAUCGGCUGCCCGCCGAUCGGCCCUGAUGUCGCCGUCGAUCCCGAUGACUUCAGCUACGCCGAGGAUGUAUGGAACUUGAAGAUGCUGCCUGUUCUUAAGAAGCGAGUUCCUCAGUUCUCCACGGCCAAGGUCACGCACUCGUGGAUGGGUCAUUACGAGUUCAACACGUUUGACCACAAUGCUAUCAUUGGACCCCAUACUGAAGUUUCUAAUAUGUUGUUCUGCGUGGGAUUUUCUGGACAUGGAAGUCAACAGGCUCCUGCUUGUGGACGAGGCGUUGCAGAGCUCAUCACGUAUGGAGAGUUUCGCACGUUGGACUUGUCGGCUUUAGGUUAUGAGCGGAUUGCUCGCAAUGAGCCUCUGAUGGAGCGAGCUGUCAUUUAG
Messenger RNA from Fusarium redolens, 1227 nucleotides. RefSeq names its product FAD dependent oxidoreductase. The record is from RefSeq and is a predicted model, not a curated record. Lineage: Eukaryota; Fungi; Ascomycota; Sordariomycetes; Hypocreales; Nectriaceae. Gene Ontology annotation, cellular component: cytoplasm. Gene Ontology annotation, molecular function: oxidoreductase activity. Bases 1 to 1227 code for a protein of 408 amino acids. The transcript has a single exon.